CGAUGGCUGGAUCCUUUCGGCACAAUUGCACUACACGGCGGGGAUUUAAGGUUAUUGGUGCGAUUUCAUUCGCAGGUCGCAUGGAUUUUUCUCCCGCCGUGUGUUCUAGGGAUUUCAGCCAGGCACUUCGUCCUUCCACUGUCGAAGUGAUCUUUAUACCAACCGCCAGGAACAGGAGCUAUACUAUCACUACCAUGGCAACAGGCAAUCCACAGGCGGGUGCAUCCGGUAGCAGCGGCAAUGCAGACACAAACUUGUUAAACAUGGAAUGGCGCUUUCACGAGUGGAUUAUGGGCGUGGGCGGACUGAACCCAGAUAACGUACUCGACUAUUUUGCACUCUCGCCGUUCUGGGACCCUGAAUGCAACAAUGCCGUCCUGAGGAUGCAAACCCAGUUCAACAACCUAGGAGAGAUGAAGCAGCGUCUCAGUGAGAUGACAGGAAUCGAGUUCGCGCUGGUCCAUGAGCGGUAUCCAACGUUAUUUAUCAUCCAGAAACAAAGGAGAAGGAGUCCCCAAGAAGUGAAGCCCAUGGCGAUCUACUACGUCCUUCAAGGAAGCAUCUACCAAUGUCCAGACCUUCAGACCCUUCUCUCGAACCGGAUUCUCGGCAGCUUGUACCACGUCGAAAGUGCGUUCAAUGAAGCUAGGGUCAUGACUGAGUUCCACCCCUCAACCGGAUACCAUUGGAAGUCGACAAUAGUUGAUGGACCAUCCGCAAUACCUGGCGCGUCAACCCCAUCAAUGGCGACAGCAGCGGCAGCAGGAGCAAGCGCCGCCAAGGCUGGAACUACUCUUUCACAGGACUUUAUGAUUGCGGUCGAUAGAGCGAUCAAGGAUGUAGAUCAGCGUGCACAGAUGCAACAGUUUAUGCUCCAAUCAGGAAACGCAGCUAAUGGUGGCGCUUCGUCCUCCACCGCAAUUGUUGGAGCAGAUUCAAAGGUCAAGCAGGAAGGCGAAACGAGUGCUGCUGCGGCGGCAUCGACCGCUUCGAGAAAUGCCCCCAAGGCUGCCAACAAGAGGCGAAAAAAGAGCGAAGAGGCCUCAGCGGCCGCAGCGAACAUGGGUAUCAAUACGAAUGCUGGGGCAGGAGGCAGCUCACAGGGCCGACCGCCAUCGGCAGGAGGCGCGAACCAAGCUGCGGGACCUGCAACGCCAUCGGCUAUACCAGCAAAGAGGCGGAAGAAGACCAAGACUAUCGAUCCAAAAUAAACACCCGACGGCAAUACAAUUUAUAGACAU
Messenger RNA from Gamsiella multidivaricata, 1241 nucleotides. Its product is annotated as MED6 mediator sub complex component-domain-containing protein. Lineage: Eukaryota; Fungi; Mortierellomycota; Mortierellomycetes; Mortierellales; Mortierellaceae. The transcript is spliced from 5 exons. Gene Ontology annotation, molecular function: transcription coactivator activity. The record is from RefSeq and is a predicted model, not a curated record. The annotation marks the transcript as partial. Gene Ontology annotation, biological process: regulation of transcription by RNA polymerase II. Gene Ontology annotation, cellular component: mediator complex; core mediator complex.